Daphnia carinata is the source of this 2305-nucleotide messenger RNA. RefSeq lists its product as uncharacterized. Lineage: Eukaryota; Metazoa; Arthropoda; Branchiopoda; Diplostraca; Daphniidae. The record is from RefSeq and is a predicted model, not a curated record. The transcript has 7 exons. The coding region runs from base 293 to 1918 and encodes 541 amino acids.
GCGGUUGUUUGUUUGUGGCAUUUAGUCGUAAGACAUCCCGGAGGCCCCAAAAAAAAAACGAAAACACGUGUUGAAAGCCUGUCGAAAGUUGGAGUUUAAAAUUUGGAAUAUUUUCAACCAUUUCUACGUAUUUAAACGUUACUUCUUCUCAUCUUUGGUUUCAUAAGUAUCUAUGCAGUAGGACCGGUCAGUGAGUUCCAUUAGGGCUGUCCAGAAUCAUCUCACUACUGAAGAUAGUAUCUGGAUUUCCCAGAACCACCCAACAGAAAGCGGAUUGGUAAAGCCUUCAGAGAUGUCUACGGAAAGCCAGCUGGAGCUUGAAACUCACCAUUCAGGCACCAUAUUUUGUGACAUGAUGUCACCUGAUGAAUGGAAGAGUUCUCUUCCUUUGGCUUUUCAGCAAAAUGGGGCUUGUUCAGUAGCCAAUUCAUCAACAUCCCCAUCAAAUUCAUUAGAAGACCUUGUUUUAGAACUGGAAAAUAGCUGUGAGGAUGUUGAUUUGGGAAGCCCAUUUGCAGGAUGCCCUGACAAUCUGCUGUUCAAAGUAUCUUCGUCAGAUAAAUAUGAGGAAGACGAAUUAGUUUGCAAUAUGGAUACUGAUGCAAAUAACAGGCUUUGGGAAAUGAUGGGGACUGAAAGCAAGAUUGAUCUUCAGCCAAAAAUUCCACGACAAAACGAUAAGCCACAUUCUCUUGUAAUAACCGGUGCGGAACUUGAAGCAGAAGAGAUUGGAAAUCGACAAAUAUCUUCAGAUCCGCUUUCCACAUUUUUACAUUAUCAGUCAGUCGAUAAGAGCAACUUGGAUCAAGUUCCUGCCAAAGUGGCGCACCCCACAGCUUCACGAGAAUCACAGUUUGUGACACCCAAAAAGGUAUCUGCUUUGGAAAAGGAGAAAAAAGAAGCAUCACUUCAACGCCUGACUAGCCGGCUAGCGAACGUUAUCCAUUGUAACAGCCUAGACAACGCCAACAUCCUGCAUAAAGCCACUUCCACAAUAUCGACGUUGCGUCAGCAGGCUUGUGAUUUAAUGUCGACUUAUUCUCAACUAAAGUUUCAAAACGAUGAACUUAUUCAGAAACAACAACAGUUACAUUCUGAACAAUUCUUAGGUGAAUCAAGUGAAACUCUGAGUGGCGGUCCUUUGAUAAUUGAGGUGCUUAUUCCAUCCCGUGGCGCAAAAAAAGCCUUCGAUUCGGCACCCCUUUACCAUCAUAUUCCUAUAGAAGACGGUCAAAUACCCAUCACUUCUGGAGACGAGUCUUAUUCCACGGCGGAAGAUAUCUUAGAAGAACCUUACGAAGAACAAUAUGAUGCCCAAACCCAUUUGCAUGUCGUGCCUUCGAAUGCAUACCCGUGCAAAAAUAAGAAACUUUCGUGUCAAUUGGGAUGUAUUUGUUCCAGUCUAGAUGCCGGUAAGCUUCCCAUCGAACACUGCAAAAAUCCAGACUGUAUGCUGGAGUCCAGGUGUACCCAACCACAUGAUCCUUCACAUAUGCCGGAUAUCGUAUUCACUAUCACAAACGAUAGAAGCACUGCUGACAUAGAGGAAGGUAAACGGGAGUCUAACCUAAACCGGGAAUCUAUCUCACUUAAAAGACGUUCUAGAACCACGAAAGUGUCCGAGUUGCGUUCUAGUGGAUCGUCGUCUAAAAAUAAAACUCCACACUUAAAAACGGAGCGUCGCAGUCGUGAAAAACCCAAAAAGAAUUUGAUUCUUCUCACUGAUCCCAAAAUUGAUUCUAAGGAUCCAAAAUUGUUAAACGAUUGUAAUGUUUGUCUGGUUAAAUUAGACCCUAGAGCUCUACACAGGAAACCAAACGGCUCCUUCGAUGCAAAACUCUACAUGAAAUGCUCCGUCACCUUACAGAGGCUUCAAACGAAGCAGGGCCAACCCCUUUUUUGCUUGUACAAUAGAUAACAUAAUUGCGUUUGUCAUCUUGAACCCAUCACCGACCAUUGAUGUUUUAAAAUGAUCUCUCAUUCUUAUUAUGGAGAUGUUUGAAACUUCAUAUCCCCCGAGAUUUCGUGUUACUUGUUUGUUGGUUUGUUUCUUUUACAUAACAAAAUUCGAUUGUGAACGUCAAAAAGAAAAAAAAGGUAGCCUCACGGAAAGCCGUUGCAUGCAGGUUCUGUUGCGUUGGUAUCGGUAUUUUUAACGAGUUUUAUGAUUCCCCUCAGAAUGGCGAAUAUAGGUUGUCAUUUCAUUUCAUCCCGUUUUUUUAUAAUCCUUGUUGCCUUUAUCCCUGUAUUUAAGAUCUUAAGAGCCGUUCAUUAAUACAAAUUUUGCAAGGUCAAUAAAAUUAAA